Debaryomyces fabryi is the source of this 1854-nucleotide messenger RNA. RefSeq lists its product as uncharacterized. The transcript has a single exon. Lineage: Eukaryota; Fungi; Ascomycota; Pichiomycetes; Serinales; Debaryomycetaceae. The record is from RefSeq and is a predicted model, not a curated record. Bases 1 to 1854 code for a protein of 617 amino acids.
AUGUCAUCCGACCAAACAGCUUCGAAUCCAUUAUUGAGCGACCCAUCGAUAAUACAAGUUCUCAAAGAAGAUGGAUCAAACAACGAUAAAUCGUCACCUGCAUCGAACCAAGCAACAUCUAGUGGAUCAGUUGAACCUGGAAGUGCAUUAUCCAAACUAUUAGACUCAGCCAUUGCAAAAGCUGCUGAAGAGUCGACACCAGAAUUUGAACCAAGAUCAAGCAGCAAUAGUCCAAAAACCCCGUUACCUACCAUAUCAAAAUUAUCAAAGAAAAGCUUUGAGCGUGUAUAUUCAAUUGAGAUUCUAUUUGAGUUAAGAAACCUGCCAUUCGUAAAAGAUUAUAGAGAAACAAACGAAUUACCAGACAAAACCUUCUGGAGAGCUAAGUCUAAGUCACAAAAUACUUCUAAUGGAGCCAAAGAUUAUGGCCACAACUCAAAACAUGGUAAUAAUAAAAAUAAAAAUACUUCCAAUAAAAAACGUCAAGAUUCUGCUUCUAACUGGGAACGUAAACCAGGAUUCCUAAAAACUGCUGAUUUGGAUUCAUUAUCCGAAGACAAAAUUUCUCAAUUAUUAGGAGAACCUACGGAAGAAAUUGAACCAGAAUGGGAAAGUGCUGACUUGAACGAUGAAUUAAAUCUUAAUAUGGGUCAGACAGUCGAAGACUUUGAGAAAUGGAAAAGUAACAUGAGGUCCGAGGAGAGGCGUAGAAAUGGUGAAAUAGUGGAGGAGAGUGCUGAUUUAAACGCAGAGAAGAGCGGUAAUGAAGUAGAUUACUUUUUUUCUUUUGUCAAGCCAAAAACUCAAUCAGUUGAUUCUACUGCUUCAUCUUUAAAAGCCCCAAGCUCGGGAGUAUCUACACCUACUGUUGCAAAUUCAGAGCCUUCUGCUAAGAGCUCGAGAUUUUCUUCGUUUUUUAAUGCUCCAUCGACAGAGAAUCACCCUCCAUUAAGCAGGCCAGAUCAAGGUCAAUCGCACAAUUUGCCAGUUCAGCAUCACACUCAAGGUAGGGGUCUUUCUCAAUCGCACAUAUUACCUGGUAAGGGUGACCAAGGUUAUUCAAGGUUUUUAUCUAUGAUGAAUAAUCCAAAUGAAAGUAAUCAAGCUUCACCUCAGUCUUUACCACAUUCUUUGCCACCUCAAAUAUCUCCACAGAAGGAAAUUUUACAAGAGUCCAAGAACCAAAUACCAGGACAACCGAUUAGCAAUGACAGUUUCUUUAUGUCUUUAUUAAAUAAAAAAGAAGGACCCAAUGGAAGUAACACAUCAAGUCCAAAUUUAUUUGCAAGCACUAUCCAAGGACAGCAAAAAGCUAAAAUUUCUUCGCCUGAUAUUAAGCAAUCUCCAUUAACUUCAAAUGUUCAACCUCAGAUGCAACCACAACAAAUUCCUGGUCCAAAACAACAAAACAUGAACUUACCUCCAGGUCAACAAAUGAAUCGACAGCAGGUACCUCCUCAACAGAUGCCCCCACAGCAAAUGCCUCCAUGGAUGAGACAGUUUCAUGGGGGACCAAACGGUCCUCCUGGUGUUAAUGGACCUAACGAUUCACGUGGGGCACCAGCAACUGGUGCUAAUGGCUCUAACGCUCCACCACCCCCUCAUCUUCAGUACCCUCCAAAUAUGGUACCUCCUCCUAAAAUGUUCCCACCGGGGUUUAUGCCUCCACCGGGAAUGCCGAUGCCGUCCCAAUUUUCCAAUGGGCGUAAUGGUCCAAUGCCACCACCUCCUGGAAAUCCCCAUUACAUGGGGUUCCCACCAGGAAUGCCACCACCACCACCAGGAAUGGGUAUGCCACCUUUACAACAGUCUGGUGGGUUUGACCAAAGAAAUCAGCCUUCGCCACGCAGGUAG